UCUAAAUCUUCCAUACCAAACAAUGGAGAUGAGAGUGAUUUUCGAAAUUGAUCCGUUCGAUGGAUGUAAAGGUUGCAAGGGCAAGGUUGAAGGGACGAUCCGUGAAAUGAAACGGAGGCUUGGUGACGAUGGCGAGAUCAAGUUGUUAGCAUGGGGUGAUGAGAAGGAGAAAUUGACUGUUUUAACGACUGUAAAUCCAGAUGCGAUCGUAGCUGCUCUUAAGUGCAAAUUCAAAACCAAAAAAAUCACUUGGUCGGAAGAUGUCAGCCUUCCAGACCCACACCCACAAAACCAAAAUAAUAACCUCCCUGGACAACUGGGGCCACCGACUACUCCUCGCCCACCAGGUGGUCCAUUGCCACCACUUCCGCCACCAAUAAGGCCAACAGCCCCACAAUUCCCCACGGACCCCACGUAUGGACUAAGUGAUCCAUUGCUCUUGCCCCCGACACAAACAACGCCAACAGCCCCACCAUUCCCCACGGACCSCACRUAUGGACUAAGUGAUCCAUUGCUCUUGCCCCCGCCACAAACAAUGCCAACGGCCCCAUCAUUCUAUGACUGGACUCGUAACCCGUUUCUUUAGGACUUGAAGGAAGAGUCAUGCACCGGUAUUUUCAUUUGGUAUAAUUUAUAUGUCAUUGGUGUUGUAUGUAAUGAAGCUCGGUUCUUUUGGCUUGUUUUCGUAUCGUCCAUGUCAACAGUAAUGUGUAAUAAAAAGUGAAUUGGGGUUAGGCUUGUUAACCCUUUGUUGUGUGAUCUCUCCU
Molecule: messenger RNA, 767 nt
Organism: Cynara cardunculus var. scolymus (artichoke)
Lineage: Eukaryota; Viridiplantae; Streptophyta; Magnoliopsida; Asterales; Asteraceae
Product: wiskott-Aldrich syndrome protein family member 2-like
Exons: 2
Coding region: 23-586 (187 amino acids)
Source: RefSeq, a predicted model, not a curated record